AUGGCCGAAAAGGAAGUCGAAGACCUAAGAAGACAACUUAAGGAAGCUAGGGCGCGAGAGGAAGAAGCAAAGGCGCGAGAGGAAGAAGCAAAGGCGCGAGAGGAAGAAGCAAAGGCGCGAGAGGACAACGAGCGACGCAAAAGCCAAAGGACGACGUUAGCGGAGUACUUGUACAACUGUCACUUCGACCUGUACCAAAAACUCAGGCUCGCUGGCCCAUCGGAGAGCUCUACUGGCUUGGCGACAUCGGUUGACGGUAAAUACUAUCCCAGGUGGCUUCGCCCUUGGCAUGCCUUUACCGACAGCCAGCGACAAGAACACUUCGACGAUAUCAUCCGCAUAUGCGGCGAGAGGCGACUUUUUCAACAACGGAGCACAACAAGAGAUAACGGAAUCAACUUCGAACGGAAAACCGCCGGUUAUGAGAAUGCCAUCGACCACUUCGAAAAAACAGCAGUCGAAGACCCUACGUGGAUGAUUCUGGAACCCAUUUGGGCUGACAGGGAGAUGCGUCAAAAGUACCAAGUCACAAAUCUAACGUUUAUGAAUGGCGUUCGCAAUUUCAAAGACCUUGACGAGGAUAUUGGAGCUGAAAUCAAAACGGGGAGGGGAAAGCAGCAACCUGAUGGAGGUGGCAUCCGAACAGGCAUAGACGGGAACGAGAGCGCAGCUUUCAUGUAUGAUUAUAAGGCUGCGCACAAGUUCGCCGUCGAGGAUCUCGAGGCCGCUCUUAGAAAGGAAACUCUGUUCAUGGAUGUCUACGAGUGGGCGCAGAAUGACCAGUACAAAACAGACUCAACGCUUCGAAAGAAAGAGCGAGAAGCAGCGCGCAUUGCCAUGGCACUGAUACAAGUCUUUAAUUCUAUGUUAUGGCGUGGGGUUCCGUAUGGUUAUGUCGCCGCUGGAAAAUCUUUGGUGGGUCUUUACUACGACCGAGCAGAGCCACUUGUUUUGCGCUGGCACCUCUGCGUGCCAGACAAAAUGGUGAUUCGACCAACAGCUGAGCUUCAUGUCGAACAAGUGUCUCAGACUGCGGUUGCUCAGCUUGCCAGCUUUUGUCUGUUGAGCCUCCGCUCUCAGGCGCUUACGGGCCGUCCGCUCAAGGAGGCAAUGAACCAGGCCGAGGGCAUUCUGAAAAAAUGGAAAAGGGAAGCUUACACGGACCCGGUUACUCCGCAGGAGUCAGAUGACACAGAUUCAUCUUCAUCUAUGCCCUCGCGCGGCACAGAUAAAUCCUUUGCUUGUGAUACAUCCCCGGUGGCUCGACUUUGCGGUCGAAGGCAUCGUGCAAGGAUUCUACAGCGCCUCUCGAGUCGCGCGAUGAGGACAAAGAAGGCGGAGCAGAGGGUUAUCAACACCAGCACGGAGCAGGAGCCAGCGGCAACAAGGGAGAGAAGGACUCCUACAGCAGGUGCCCCUAAUGUGCUUUAUCACGGUGUUUGCGGCAACACACGCCACCCGAUCGACGCUCAGGAGUUGACUAAACUCAUGAGCGAGCAGCUGCGUCACGACCCGUACGAGAGCUGUGAUGCCCUCAUCGGCCGGCGCAAAUAUGGCUCUAGUGGAGUGCUGUUCAAGUUAGAACUAGCACGCUUCGGCUACACUUUUGUCGGCAAGGGCACCGUGUCCGCACGUCCGAGGCGCCUGGAGCACGAGUGCAGUAUCUAUCAGCGACUUGAAAAGCUUCAGGGCGACGUGGUGCCUGUGCACCUGGGCAUGGUCUCGUUCCGUCCUGGCUACCUCUUGCCUGGCGGUGCGUACAUAAUCCAUAUGAUGUUGAUGUCGUGGGCUGGGGUGGAGAUGGAUACGACGCGGUCAAAUCUGGAAUGGGAGGUGCAGCGAUCCAUACAAACGAUCUAUGAGAAUGGUGUGGACCAUCAAGACGAACGUGAGCCCAACCUGCUAUGGAACGCUGAGCGAUGCCGCGUGAUGGUGAUCGAUUUCGAUCAGGCAACCGUCCUACCACAACCUAAACACAAGCGAUUGUCUAAACUUUCUAAGGCGGGGAGGAAACGAAAGGGAGAUGGCUUGAACUAUAACAGCACGAAGCGGGGUGUGCCGGGCGUGCCGAGACGUUCUGUACAAUCUGUACAGUAG
Messenger RNA from Cordyceps fumosorosea ARSEF 2679, 2097 nucleotides. RefSeq lists its product as hypothetical. The record is from RefSeq and is a predicted model, not a curated record. The transcript has 2 exons. The coding region runs from base 1 to 2097 and encodes 698 amino acids. Lineage: Eukaryota; Fungi; Ascomycota; Sordariomycetes; Hypocreales; Cordycipitaceae.